UAAAUUUAAAAAAUUCGAGAGUCGAAAGAAAAAAGUCGACUUCCAUAAACUGAAAGUCGAUCACAAAUUCGACUUUCAGGAGUAAAGUCGAUUUUAGUCGAAAGUCGACUCUUCCAGCCUACUGUGUUAAAUCAAGCAGCUGAUUGUCAACAGGAUUUCCAAUUUGUUUUGCAUAAUAGGAGUUUCGUUAUAAAAAAUAGUAUUUAUCAAAAAUGUCGAAAGCUGCAGGAAAACUUAAAGCCUUGAAAAAAACCGUUGAAAAGAUAACCCAUACCACCAAAUUAAAAACAAAUAUACCAGCUGGAAUGGCCGCCGCCGGCCCUCCGCUGGGUCCAAUGCUCGGUCAGCGAGCCAUAAAUAUUGCUGCAUUUUGCAAAGACUUCAAUACGCGCACGGCAGAUAUGAAGGAGGGUGUUCCACUGCCUUGUCGUGUCUCAGUCAACAGUGAUCGAAGCUACAACUUGGUUAUUCACUCGCCACCGGCCACAUUUUUUUUCAAGCAAGCGGCUGGCAUCCCUCGCGGCGCUAUGCAACCUGGUCGAGAAAUUUCUGGUAUGGUCACUCUGAAACAUCUAUAUGAAAUUGCCGCAAUAAAAAUUAACGAUCCACCCAACGCCUUACUAACUAUGCAGCAAAUGUGUGAAAUGCUCGUUGGUGUCGCCCGUACGUGCGGAAUAAAAAUUGUACGAGAUUUGAACUCAGAAGAGUAUGCGAAAUUUUUAGAGGAACGACAGCUCGUGGUUGAAGCACAAAAACGAGAGUUACAAGAAAAGCGGGAUGCAAAGAUGCUGCGAACUGGUUAAGUGCCCCCCUUAGGCAUAAAUUUGCAUUUAAUAAAUUAAAAUAGUAAAAAAGCUAAGCAAAUCCGA
Messenger RNA from Rhagoletis zephyria (snowberry fruit fly), 869 nucleotides. RefSeq names its product mitochondrial ribosomal protein L11 (gene mRpL11). Gene Ontology annotation, molecular function: structural constituent of ribosome; large ribosomal subunit rRNA binding. Gene Ontology annotation, biological process: translation. Lineage: Eukaryota; Metazoa; Arthropoda; Insecta; Diptera; Tephritidae. The record is from RefSeq and is a predicted model, not a curated record. Gene Ontology annotation, cellular component: mitochondrial large ribosomal subunit; ribosome.